AGUUUCCCACAAGCCAGGCUGAUCCCUCUCUAGCAGUCCACUUCACCAAGGUGAGUGUCCCUGCUCUCCCCCACCAGACACAGCUCUGCUGGCAAAAGUGGCAGAGAGGUAUUGAAGGUGGGUGUCAGGAGCCCACCAGUACAGCUGGAAACACCCAGCCACUCCAGCUCCCGGCAACUUCUCCUGACUCUGCCUUCAGACGAGACCUGGAAGACAGCCACGUCUCAGCAGCUCCUCUGCCGUUAUCCAGCCUGCCUCUGACAAGAACCCAAUGCCCAACCCUAGGCCAGCCAAGCCUAUGGCUCCUUCCUUGGCCCUUGGCCCAUCCCCAGGAGUCUUGCCAAGCUGGAAGACUGCACCCAAGGGCUCAGAACUUCUAGGGACCAGGGGUCCUGGGGGACCCUUCCAAGGCCGGGACCUGCGAAGUGGGGCCCACACCUCUUCUUCCUUGAACCCCCUGCCACCAUCCCAGCUGCAGCUGCCUACGGUGCCCCUAGUCAUGGUGGCACCAUCUGGGGCCCGACUAGGUCCCUCGCCCCACCUACAGGCCCUUCUCCAGGACAGACCGCACUUCAUGCAUCAGCUCUCCACUGUGGAUACCCAUGCCCAGACCCCUGUGCUCCAAGUGCGUCCACUGGACAACCCAGCCAUGAUCAGCCUCCCACCGCCCUCUGCUGCCACUGGGGUCUUCUCCCUCAAGGCCCGGCCUGGCCUGCCACCUGGGAUCAAUGUGGCCAGUCUGGAAUGGGUGUCCAGGGAGCCAGCUCUACUCUGCACCUUCCCGCGCUCGGGUACACCCAGGAAAGACAGCAACCUUUUGGCUGCACCCCAAGGAUCCUACCCACUGCUGGCAAAUGGAGUCUGCAAGUGGCCUGGUUGUGAGAAGGUCUUCGAGGAGCCAGAAGAGUUUCUCAAGCACUGCCAAGCAGAUCAUCUCCUGGAUGAGAAAGGCAAGGCCCAGUGCCUCCUCCAGAGAGAAGUGGUACAAUCUCUGGAGCAGCAGCUGGAGCUGGAAAAGGAGAAGCUGGGAGCUAUGCAGGCCCACCUGGCUGGGAAGAUGGCGCUGGCCAAGGCUCCAUCUGUGGCCUCAAUGGACAAGAGCUCUUGCUGCAUCGUAGCCACCAGUACCCAGGGCAGUGUGCUCCCGGCCUGGUCUGCUCCUCGGGAGGCUCCAGACGGCCUGUUUGCAGUGCGGAGGCACCUCUGGGGAAGCCAUGGCAAUAGUACCUUCCCAGAGUUCUUCCACAACAUGGACUACUUCAAGUACCACAAUAUGCGACCCCCUUUCACCUAUGCCACCCUUAUCCGAUGGGCCAUCCUGGAAGCCCCAGAAAGGCAGAGGACACUCAAUGAAAUCUACCAUUGGUUUACUCGCAUGUUUGCCUACUUCAGAAACCACCCCGCCACCUGGAAGAACGCCAUCCGCCACAACCUGAGCCUGCACAAGUGCUUUGUGCGAGUGGAGAGCGAGAAGGGAGCAGUGUGGACCGUAGAUGAAUUUGAGUUUCGCAAGAAGAGGAGCCAACGCCCCAACAAGUGCUCCAACCCCUGCCCUUGACCUCAAAACCAAGAAAAGGUGGGCGGGGGAGGGGGCCAAAACCAUGACACUGAGGCUGUGGGGGCAAGGAGGCAAGUCCUAGGUGUACCUAUGGAAACCAGGCGAUGAUGUGUCUGCUGUCUUGCCUAUCUAGCUGCCCUCCUGGAUCAUAUCAUCUGCCUUAAGGCUGAGAGGGGUACCAAUCCCAGCCUAGCCCCUAUCCCCAACCUAGCCCCAAGAUAAACUUUCCAGUCAAAGAGCCCUCACAACCAGCUAUACAUAUCUGCCUUGGCCACUGCCAAGCAGAAAGAUGACAGACACCAUCCUAAUAUUUACUCAAUCCAAACCCUAAAACAUGAAGAGCCUGCCUUGGUACAUUCGUGAGCUUUCAAAGUUAGUCAUGCAGUCACACAUGACUGCAGUCCUACUGACUCACACCCCAAAGCACUCACCCACAACAUCUGGAACCAUGGGCACUAUCACACAUAGGUGUAUAUACAGACCCUUACACAGCAACAGCACUGGAACCUUCACAAUUACAUCCCCCAAAACCACACAGGCAUAACUGAUCAUACGCAGCCUCAAGCAAUGCCCAAAAUACCAAGUCAGACACAGCUUGUCAGAACACGCUCAUGUGCACGUACACACAUGCAGCCCCCUCCACUCUAUCUCCUGAGUUCCAUGAAUACACACCGACUCUCCAAGAUGUACCCCACGUCUCACUUGCCACUGACCCCAGUUCCCUACCCACAAGCCCCAAUCCAUGCCUAAGCGUGGCCCACAGAAGAACUUCUCUUUUAUUUGGGAUCCAAGGCCCCUGGCCCCCAGUGCCCAUCCAAUAAACUGUGGUCAGCUGGACAAUCACCCUGAUCAGAUAUGGGAACAUAUAAGCAGACAGCUGGGUUUAAGAUCCCAGCAGGAGAAAGCGGAUACCAAAUGAAAGAGAGUGCUAGAACAGGUGCUUCAGCACUGUCUCCAGCACCCCCAAAUUCCUGCCUGUGGUUAGGAGACAUCCAUCAGGGCUCUAGGCCUCUCGGACCCGGCCCAAGAGGCCAGCAUUCUCCUGGCGAAGGGCUCGGUAGUCCUCACAGAUCUUCUCCAGGUUGCUCAAAGUCUUCUUGCCCAUCUCUGUCUCAAUCUAAGAAAACAGGAUGCACACUUCUUCAGCCCCUGCAGGCUUCCUCCCUGCUCCUCCUAUCCCCAUAACAGCAGCCUGUUCCUUCCCAUCACUGGGCUUCUGCGUAUGUCCUUCCCUCCACUCCACCUAAAGCAGCAACUUCUGCCGUGGGCGCUGGGAGGCAUUAGGAGCCGCAAGCUAAAAGCCAGGGCUCAGAGUAGGCAAGUGUCUAGCUUCAGGUCCCAGGCACAGCGGGCACGAAGGCAAAGCCUCUAGCUGUUAGUUGUCUGGUUUCAAAGACUCUCAACGCAAAACAAGGAACUAUCCCCUGGCCUGUCUCCAUUCCCCUUACCAGUCCCAGGUCUCACCUGCUCCUCAAGAUCUCGAACUUCCCUCAUGAUAGUGCCUGUGUCCUCAAUGGUCUGGAUGAGCUGACUGCAAUUCUGGAGACAGCAAGAAUACAAGGCUUGCACCUAUGCUGGCCCUCUCCAGCCAUCCCACCAGGCACAUGGCUCCCCUCACCUCAUGCAGGGCAGCGAGGUACUUGUAGGCUUUCCGAACAGCAUCAUCCUUCUUAGCAUCCUGAUAAGACAAAGGGGAUCUCCGAGAUAUCAGCAAGCCAUUCCCCCUUUUCCACUACUCUAUGCCCCUAUAAGACCACUCUUUACUAGUACUUGGCCUUCAUCCUCCACAGAACAAAGCUAGGCCCCAAGCAACAGUGCACCUAAAGGACUCAUAGAGGGGCAGGCAACACCUCAGUCCCACCUCCACCCUCCCGGAGGCCAGCCUGCGCCAUACCUUGAACACAAGCUCAUCAGUCACUGCAAAUGUCCGGUCGAGCUUCCCAGAGAGAGAGUUGAUUUCCUUCUGCAGUUCCUUUGUGUCCGACAAGAUCUGGCAGAAAGCAGAGUAACUAACUCUCAGUGCACAUCUUAGGCAAGGUAGCUGAUCAGUGAUAACGCUCACGUGCCUAUACUUAUAUCCAGUCAGGGCCUGUGUCACUGUGUUGGGGUGACUAUUAUGUGUUGGAGUGUGCCUGAACAGCUCUGCCUAGUAGUGAGCAUAAAGUCCCCAUGUGAUCACCCC
Mus caroli (Ryukyu mouse) is the source of this 3740-nucleotide messenger RNA. NCBI's taxonomy places the organism in Eukaryota, Metazoa, Chordata, Mammalia, Rodentia, Muridae. The record is from RefSeq and is a predicted model, not a curated record.